AUGCCUCGGGGGCAGAAGAGUAAGCUCCUUGCCCGUGAGAAACGCCUGCAGCCUCGAAGUGAGUCUCAGAAUCUCCAGGGUGCUCAGGCCACUGCAGCAGAGGUUGAAGAGUCCCCUGCCUCUUGUCUUUCUGGGGAGUCUCCCACAAGCUCCCCUGCUCCUGGUCCAUCCCAGGAGCCUCAGGGAGCCUCGGCCACUAGCUCUCCUGAAGAAGGUGUGUCAUGCUCAAGAUUUAAUGAAGCUGCCAAGAGCCAAGUUGAGAAAAGUACAAGAGCCUCCAGGGCUGCACUCUUCAAACGGAGGGCUCGCAGAGAUCCUCUCAACAGGAAGGUGUGCAGGCUGGUGCAGUUCCUGCUGGAGAAGCUUAAAAGGAAGGAGCCCAUCACACAGGCCGCACUGCUGAGGAUCGUCAACAGAAAGUACAAGGAGCAAUACCCCGAGAUCCUCCGGAGAGCCUGUGAGCACCUGGAGCUGCUCUUUGGCCUUGAGCUGAAGCCAGUCAACCCCAACAGUCACACCUAUGCCUUUGUCAACAACCUGGGCCUCCCGAUUGAGGGAGACCUGGGCAGCGAAGAGGUGGUGCCCAAAACCGGGCUCCUCCGCGCUGUCCUGGGGGUGAUCUUCGUGAAGGGUGACCAAGCCACUGAGGAGGAGAUCUGGGAGUUCCUCGAUGUGUUGGGGGUCCAUCCUGGGAAGACGCACAUCAUCAUCGGGAGCCCAGGAGUUCAUCACCAAUGA
Phyllostomus hastatus (greater spear-nosed bat) is the source of this 738-nucleotide messenger RNA. Its product is annotated as melanoma-associated antigen B1-like. Lineage: Eukaryota; Metazoa; Chordata; Mammalia; Chiroptera; Phyllostomidae. Gene Ontology annotation, cellular component: nucleus. The transcript has a single exon. The record is from RefSeq and is a predicted model, not a curated record. Gene Ontology annotation, biological process: negative regulation of transcription by RNA polymerase II. Bases 1 to 738 code for a protein of 245 amino acids.